Messenger RNA from Didymosphaeria variabile, 3042 nucleotides. RefSeq names its product 3'-5' RNA exonuclease complex component (gene MSU1). Gene Ontology annotation, cellular component: P-body; exosome (RNase complex). The coding region runs from base 1 to 3042 and encodes 1013 amino acids. The record is from RefSeq and is a predicted model, not a curated record. NCBI's taxonomy places the organism in Eukaryota, Fungi, Ascomycota, Dothideomycetes, Pleosporales, Didymosphaeriaceae. The transcript has 2 exons. Gene Ontology annotation, molecular function: RNA binding; 3'-5'-RNA exonuclease activity. Gene Ontology annotation, biological process: mRNA catabolic process.
AUGGACUUGCCCCGAAAGUCGCCUCACGCCUUCCGCGACGCGCUCUUCACGCCACUCAACCUGUUUAUCUCUCAAAUCGCCCUAAACUCGCCCGUUCAACCUUCGAUAGACCCAACAUUAUUACACCCAUCCCGUCAUAAGCUCGCUACACGGCAACGACUCGAACAAUGGAAUGAGCAAUUCGGCGGACCAGAUGAGCUGGCACUGAGUGCCUUCGAAAACCAUCCGGCCCACGGCGACAUUCAAAACAACUUGGCCAAGCUCAGCUAUGGAAGCAAGGCCGAUGAAGACCUAGAAGGAAAUGGACAGAUGCGGGAUCAUGAGGAUGAGGACGACGAGCUUGUCACCAUCGGACUUUUCCUGAAGCCAGGAGAUGUCGUCGAGCUGUCCAUGCCCGGACGUGAACCAGUUCUGGCUGUAUUUGUGCAGCAAUUGGACCUCACCAGCCAAUUCUACUCGGUCAACGGACGAUGGGUCCACUCUAAGCAGGGCCACAUCUCCUUUGCAGUGCCUGGGGCAAUCAAUCCCGCCGCUUUGCAGCCUUUGAUUCCAUAUCUGCCUACGAAGACUGAGGGCGUGCUACCAGAUCAUGGCAUUCAAGUGCCGCGGAAGUUAGGCGCCCCUGUUCAGGAUCUGCUCUCUCAACUCACAGAAGAAUCAGAGCGCAUCUACCGAACAAAUGCGCCAGUGCUUGACACCGCCUACUCGACCCUUGCCGACGCCACCCGCACUCGUAUGAUGACAUUACCGCAAAUCGCGAAGACGCUGCUAGGGAAAGAUGACCCAACAUGGUCGCCAUCACCGUCUGCCCUGCUAGCCGUACGUAAAGCCCUCAAGCACAAUGAGUUCCGAUUUCGCUCGGAUGUACACAGCCAACGCUUGACCAAUAUCUUCGCCAUCAGACCUAAGGUUGAUGUGGAAAUGGUGGAGACUGUACAUGAAUGGGUCCGAGACUACCGAGAAGAUCAAGCUGCGCUCGCCAAUAACGAAAACAAUAAGCAGCUGAACCGCAGCGCCGGUGCUGAGUACAUCCGAGAGUUCGUAAAAAAAGCACAGCGUCUCAUCGCAGAGAGUCGAAAAGGUCGCCAAUUAAACCAUGGCUUUGUAGGACCGGAUCAAUCCGAAGUAUCAUCGGCGCAAAACUUGCCCGGUAUAAAGACGACCAUCUUGGGCGAAGACUUCACCAAGACCGAUCAACAAAUUGUCAGCUUUUUGCAAGCAUGGGUACUCAUGGACCAGUUCGCUAGUAUGCCAAAUCUGCACUCGGCCUGCGCUUCCAUUCUCCACGCCACUGGUUGCUACAACGACAUAGAUUCGCAAAACAAGCCAUUUCCGGUUAUGGGGAAAUCUGCGGGGCAUAUCCUCUUGCAAGAGAUUGGAGUCACCACGCCGUUUGAGAAUCGUGCCAUCUACAACGAGAAUCUGAUGUUGCCGACCGUUCGCCUGUCCCGAAACCUCGAGCUUCUCAAUACGAAAGCUGAAUUGACGAGGAGAAGACCAGAUUUCCAGGACGCCAUGGCCGACAUGCGUCGUGAUUGGGGUCCACUUACGGUGUACUGCAUUGACUCCGCUGAUGCCAAAGAAAUCGAUGACGGUGUAUCCAUCGAAAGAGUACACGGAAGUCCGUCGGAAUAUUGGAUACAUGUGCAUGUUGCCAAUCCAACGGCCUUCUUCAAUAAGUCUCACGUUUUGUCAGGCCUCGCUGCUCAUAUGACGGAAAGUGUUUACACUCCAGAGAGAUCGUUCGCCAUGUUACCUUCCUGGGCCUCGCAGAAUUAUUUCAGUCUUGCCAACAACCGGCCUGUCAUCACGUUCAGCGCGCGAAUCGAUGACUCUGGAUAUACGCUCGAGACCAAGAUUCAGCACGGCAUCAUAAGAAAGGUCGUUAGCAUCACUCCCGAAGAACUCGCGACUUAUCUAGAUGAACAUUUACCAGGAGAAGCUAAACGUCUAGUAGUCGGCGGUGACCCUCAUGUUGACAAGAGGAGCCGUCCCUCGCCCCGAUUAGCUGCUGAGCAACUACAAAACCUUCGUGAUCUGUAUGCAGCAGGUCAAGCUCUAUGGAAGGGGCGCCAAGCUGCUGGCGGUGUCCGACUUGGCAGGCCAGACAAAGCAGAAGUUGCUGUCUAUGAGAAACCCAAUGUAGGAGGCUUAACUUGGAUGCCACCUUCAAUUGGAAAAUCACGGCGAGUGAUUGGCGAUCCAAUUAUCGAGCUUCGCGGUGAAAUUCCCAAGGACACCGGAUACUUUGUUGGCACCAUUACUUCCAGCAACAUCGUCGAAGAGAUGAUGCUUCUCGCGUGCCGCACGGCAGGGUCCUGGUGUGCUGAGCGUAACAUUCCCGUCAUGUUCAGGGGCACAGUGGAGUCUCCAAGCGCGCCUCUUCCUUUGGCACAAUUUCGCGAACAGGUUCUUUUCCCACAUCUGGAGAAGAACGGCUCCUUAAGCAUGCGUGUUGCACAACUGUACCUUGGCGCUUUGGGUCGUUCCAUAGCACAUUCCUCACCGAUCCCUCACCACGUUCUUGGCGCUAAAGCCCACAUCAAGGUCACCAGCCCGCUGCGGCGAUUCAGCGACAUGAUCGCCCACUGGCAGAUCGAAGCUGCGUUACGGUUCGAGGCACGCACUGGCCAGAAGCUCGAUGCAAGAGCAUUGGCAGGCUCACCACGACCCAUCUUACCCUUUUCCCAUCGCCAAAUGCAGGAAUCUAUUAUCACUCUUUCUCCCCGGGAAAGAAUUAUCAGGAGGGCGAAAACGCACUCUAGUGAAUUCUGGGCUGUACAAGCAUUCAUACGAGCCUUCUACUACCAGGAGGCACCCUUACCAGAAACUUUCAUAGUGAGAGUUAAACGACCAGAUCCAAUCACUGGGUCAAAAGGGUUCUUCGAAGGGUAUGGUAUGAACGUUAUCCUUUCAAACAGUCCAGUCGGAGAGUAUCAGGUUGGCGACCGUUGGGAAGCGAAGAUCAAUUACAUCGAUCCAUUCAAGAGUCACAUACACGUAGAUGCUGUCAGACUAAUCCACCGAGACGAAGAAAUGUGA